Metarhizium album ARSEF 1941 is the source of this 4557-nucleotide messenger RNA. RefSeq names its product Armadillo-type fold protein. The record is from RefSeq and is a predicted model, not a curated record. The transcript has 2 exons. Gene Ontology annotation, biological process: DNA repair; mitotic sister chromatid cohesion. Gene Ontology annotation, cellular component: chromatin; nucleus. Lineage: Eukaryota; Fungi; Ascomycota; Sordariomycetes; Hypocreales; Clavicipitaceae. Bases 1 to 4557 code for a protein of 1518 amino acids.
AUGGCGCGCCGCCGUACCAGGGCCAAGGAGCCCGACCCCGUGGAGGCGGAAGAGCAUGCCCGCGUGCACGACGACGUCCCAGAGCCUGAACCAGAACCAGAGCCCGCGGCCGAGACCGAGGCUGAGCCAGCUGGCGACGAUCGAGACCAAGACGACGACAUGGCGCAGCGCAGUCUUGAGUUCGACGACGAGCUAUCCUGGCGGCCCGCGAAGCCUAUCCCCAGCGCUACCCUCCUAGAUCGUCUCGAGAGGCUGUCCAAGGAGCUCGCCGACUUCGAUCAGGGGGGCGUAAAAUUGGACUCGCUCAAACAUGUUGCCACGAGCCUGGCGCAUCGCAACCUGCUGCAGCACAAGGACCGAGGUGUCAAGGCCUAUACCGCCUGUUGUUUGGUCGACAUCUUGCGUCUAUUUGUACCGGAAGCGCCAUUCACAGAUGAUCAACUCAAGGCCAUCUUCACUCUGUUCAUCAAGGACAUUUUACCAGCGCUUUUCGAUCCUUCAAACCCUUACAACAGCCAGCACAAAUAUGUCUUGAUGUCUCUGUCUGAAGUGAAAAGCAUCAUGCUUCUUUCUGAAAUUCACGGUGCCGACGACCUCUUGUUGCGACUGUUCAACUCAGCCUUUGAUGGUGUGUCGACAAGCUCCCAGGCCUCCAAUGAGGAACAGAUUGCCAAGGACAUCGAGAUUUGUCUCACCGAUAUGCUCGUCGAGGUCAUUGACGAAUCCUCUGGCAGCAUACCCGCGACGAUCAUCGACGCCAUCAUCAGCCAAUUCCUCAGAGCCGCGCCACCUGGAGGUGGUCGCAACAAGGAACAAAAUGGUAAACAGGCUACCUUGCUGCAUAAAACCGAGCCCGCGGCCUACGUCAUGGCCAAGAACAUCUGCAAUGGAUGCGCCGACAAAAUGUCUCGAUAUGUCAGCCAGUACUUUAGCGACGUCAUUCUCAAUGCCUCAAGAUUUGCGACCAAGAGCAACGGCUUCCGCCACGGGGAGGAGUCUGACGAGGAAGACAAUCAUUCUGGUCCGUCAGAGGCGGAUUUGAAAAGCCUCCGGCAGGCUCACAUGCUGAUCCGAGAACUUUGGCGAGCUGCUCCCGCCAUCCUACAAAAUGUUGUUCCCCAGCUCGACGCCGAGUUGUCGGCCGAUAAUGUUCACCUGCGACUGAUAGCAACGGAGGCAUUUGGAGACAUGAUCUCGGGCAUUGGAGCAGCAGGACCGCCCCCCACUCCCGUACUCGACCCUGCAGCUUACCCCCCUCUCCGCCUGAUGGAUGAUGCAAUUGGUACUCCUCCGGUCAUUGACACGGAAACCAAUGCAUUGACGAGACCAUACUCGCCGCAGUCAUUUGCUCAAACUCAUCACGCCACCUAUCGCAACUUUGUUGGCAGAAAGAACGACAAAGCAGGAACAAUCCGAGCUGCGUGGGUUACCGCUGCCGGUUACAUCCUGUCUACUUCUGCCGGGGGAAUUGGUCUGAGCAGGGAAGAGGAAACAGAGCUGAUCAAGGGCCUGGUGGACAAGCUUAAUGACAGUGAAGAAAAAGUGCGCCUAGCCGCCGUCAAGGCCAUUGAGCUUUUCAACUUCCGCGACGUCAUUCUGAAGCUCGGUGUGGCCGGCGGAGUCGAGAAAGAAGGGUCUAUAUUCGCCAGCUUGGCUGACCGCUGCCGCGACAGAAAGCCAGCGGUCCGCGUCGAUGCCAUGGUCUUGCUCGGAAAGCUGUGGGCAGUCGGGGCGGGAGAAAUUGCAGACGGUCAGGAGGCAGUGACUGCGUGCCUGUCCGGCGUGCCGACUCGCAUCAUAAACGCAUUCUAUGCCAAUGACCCUGACCUCAACGUCCUCCUCGACCGAGUCCUAUUCGAGUGUCUGAUCCCACUGAAGUUUCCGCUGGUCAAAGGCAAGGGCGCCAAGGGCGCCAGCGGCUCUCAGGGCAAGGGUGCUGUCACUGCCGCGGACCAGGACAAGAUUCGAGCUGAAAGAGUUCUGCUUAUGCUAAAGUCUCUGGAUGUGCCCGCCCAAAAGGCCUUUUUCGCCAUGCAGGCCCGUCAACCACAGUUCGCAAAGGGCGUUGGUAUCUUUAUCCAACAAUGCGAGGCAUAUAACGGAGGCGUCAUCGACGCGAAUGAGGACAAGGUGAAGACCAGUCUGUCCAAAACGUUCCAGUGGAUAGGUGGAUUUUUCCCAGAUCCAUUGAAGGUUCGUGGGGAUUUGCAGAAGUUUGCUAAACUCAACGACCGUCGAAGUUAUCAGUUGGUCAAGUACGCGAUUGAAUCUGAGAGCGACUUCAAGACUGUGAGACGAGCCAUCAGUGAGCUCAUUACCAAGCUCCAGGGGACACCUGCAGCUGUCUGCCUAGAUACGCUCAUUCCACUGCUCUAUCGAUCAAGUUGCCUCAUGUUUAAUCGAAGCCAUCUUGCUACAAUCAUGGACUAUUCCAAGAGUGACAAGGGCGGCUUUGCUGCCGUUGCCCACCUGGUACUCAAUGACAUAUCGCAGCGAAAUCCCGACAUUUUCAAGGCACAUGCUGAGGACCUGCGGCGUGAAAUCAUCGAACACACCCCGAGUGACAAGAAAACCAAUGACCCGGGUGUUGUUGAUAUUCUCAAGGCGUAUUCGUCUUAUGCGAAGAAGUAUCCCAAGGAUAUCAACCAUGAUCGCAGUUUUACACAGACGCUAACGAGCUAUGCUCUAUACGCGUCCCCGCCUAGAGCUGCGAAAUAUGCAGUCAAUAUUCUCUUGGCCAAGGGAGAUGACAAGAGCAAAGUUACAGCUACAAAUUUGUUGAGGAGUAUCAUGAAGGGCCUGGAAUAUGGCUCACCGCACUUCUUGGCUAGGCUGGCGUCCAUAUCGCAACUUGAACGGCUCGCACCCUCUGUAACGGCUGACUCGGAUGAGGCCAUUCGUGAUUUAACGAUCAACCAGAUACUCCGCCAAGUGCGGACAGAUGCUACAGAGAAGGAUCCGUCGUGGGUAGAUGACGCGGAUAUGAACGAGGAGCUGCAAGCCAAAUGCCUGGCGUUAAGGAUUCUGGUAAACCAGGCUCUUGCCGCCGAGAAGGAGCCCAAUGCCGAAGACCGUGUCAAAGCUGUGUUCAAGCUUCUCAAGACAUUUGUCGUCACCGAAGGCGAGUUUUGCAAAGUCAAGGACACCCCUUUGCACCACAGGAAACGUCUUCGGCUGCUCGCUGGUCUGUUGAUGCUGAAACUCUGCACCGUCAAGGCGUACGAUGAGAGGCUGGAGCCUCCAAGCUUUAACAAGAUGGCAGAGCUGGUACAAGACAGUGAACUCCAGGUUCGCAGACGCUUCAUGGAAAAGCUGCAGAACUACCUCACUCGCGGCAAGCUCAGGCCCAGAUUCCACACCAUCUUGUUCUUGGUCGCAUUCGAGCCUGCAUCAGACCUUAAAAACCGAGUUGAAACUUGGAUACGAUCGAGAGCUCGAUAUUACGAGGAGAACAAGCAAAAGGUAAUGGAAGCUCUAAUGGGCCGGUUAAUACCUUUGCUUGCUCACCAUCCCGACUUCAGCGCUGAACUGGACGACUUGGUUGACUUUGCAAACUACUUCUUGUUCUACCUCAACACCGUUGCGACCGAGGACAACAUUUCAUUGAUUUACAGAUACACGGAGAGAGUCAAGCAGGUGCAGGACGGCAUCAACCCCAAAGCUAGCGAUAACCUGUACGUGCUUAGUGAUCUCGCCUCGGCGGUGAUCCGCAAGUAUCAGGAGAGAAAGAAUUGGAUCUUCCAAGCCCAUCCUGACAAGGUCGGCAUUCCAUCCGGGUUGUAUACUAAUCUGCCGUCUGCCGAGGUGGCGCAGCAGAUUGCAAAGAAGCUGUAUAUCCCUGAUGAGAUUGACGAAAGGCUGGAUGAUUUACUUCGUGCAAUGGACCGCAAGAAAGUGAGUUCCUCAUCAACGUCGCUGGCAAACACUCAAUCUGCACCCGCCCCUGCCCAGCGCAGCAAGAAUACUAACGGAGUAAACCAGAAACGCAAGUCUCUUCACGAACACGGUGAACCGCCAGCAAAGCGACCCAGGACUCAGGUCAAGACAGUCGUCAGGGAGAAAUCGAAAGCCAAAACACUACCAUCCAAAAAGAGUGCCAAGCCCAAGAGAGAUUCUAAGCCCAAGAAGCAGAAGGAAGAGGAGUCGAUUGUCCCGUCUGAGCGGCGUCGCAGUGGUCGCGCCCACAAGGUAUCAGACUACAAGGAGCGAGCUGACGAGGACGAUGAGGAAGAAAUGCUGGAGGGGGUGGCAGAGUGGGACUAUGGCGAGGCGGACUCGGACGGGGGAGGAAGUGAAAGUGACGAGAGCUCAGAGCUGUCCGAUGACGAUGGUGCUGAAUCCGUGAACCAAGAGGCUGAGGGAGAGGAAAAGGAAGAGGCGGAGGCGGAGGCGGCGGAGGCUCCGGCCAAGCGCAAAGGCUCCAAGGUAUCCUCCUCACCAAAGGGCAAGGCGUCUGUCAAGGCUAGCGUCCUGGCUAAGCUAGAUCGCACAUCAAGAACGAGAGGGCGAGGCGGACGUGCGGCAAGGGAUGAUUCCGAGAUGGAAGUGGACGAAUAA